GCCCCUUUCUCCCUCGCUCACUGGGAACUCUAUGGUGUGGGAGGGGGGCGCUCUGGCCUUUCGUGUCUGUGAUACGGAGGCCCCGGGACAGGGCGUCAUGGCAGCGGGCUGCGCCGCCUGUCCUUCAGCUUUUGCAGUUUUGGGGUGAAAACUGAACUGUCUGCUGUCCACACGACUGAUGGAAGAGCACAGUUCUGUAGUCCAGGUUCCACACACUCCAAGAGCCAUCUGCCUUUAUUUAUGCUGAUAGUUUGUACCACUCAGACGGAGCUGUAGUCACAACUCAAGAUGCCACUCUUCUUCCGUAAGAAGAAACCCAGUGAAGAUGCUCGGAAGCGCCUUGAAUACCAAAUGUGCCUGGCAAAAGAGGCUGGUGCCGAUGACGUUCUUGACAUAUCCAAAUGUGAACUGUUAGAGGUUCCAUAUGGGGCCUUUGCAACUUGUAAAGUCUUGCAGAAAAAGGUGCUGAUUAUUCAUACAAAUAAUCUUACAUCUUUAGUUCCCAAGUCCUGUAGCCUCCUGAGUCUCAUAACUGUGAAGGUUCUAGAUCUGCACGACAACCAGCUGGCAUCACUUCCUACUGAUAUUGGUCAGCUGACAUCUCUUCAGGUCCUAAAUCUUGAAAGGAAUCUCUUAAAAUGUCUUCCACAAUCUAUAGGGGAUCUUGCCCAGCUCCAGGUCCUCAAUGUGAAAGGCAAUAAGCUGAGGGAGCUGCCUGCCACAGUGAGUGGUCUGAGGAGCCUGCGCACUCUGAAUGUCAGCGAGAACCUCCUGCAGGAGCUGCCGAGGGUGCUGGCUCACAUCCGCACGCUGGAGACACUGACCCUGGAUGCUUCUUCCAUGACCUACCCAUCACCUGAUAUUUGCAGUGCAGGUACAGAAUCCAUUCAGCAGUUCCUCUGCAAAGAGUGUGGAAUUGCAUACUAUCCACCUUCAGAGUACGUGCUCCCUGCACUGGAGAGUGAUGGAGAAACGUCAGUGGAUGGGGUGGACAGGACAGUGCACAAAUACUUGGAGGAGGAGAGCAAGUGGCAGAAUAAAUUCUCAGACUACGAGAAGAGGAAGGAAAAAAAAAAGCAGGAGAAACUUGAAUUUGAGCGGCGCUUGAACAUGGGGCAAAGAGAACAUGCACUGCUUGUGCAGCAGAUCAACAAUCAGAAGGAUGAGAUACUGCAGACAGUAAGAGAGGAUCAGAUGAGGUUGGAGGAGGGCCUGACAAAGCACCAGCGCCAUUUGGAGGAGGAGCGCCUGAAACUGCUGCAGCAGCUGAAGCAAGCAGAGCAAGGCAUUGCCAGCCGUAUCCAGAAGCUGAUAGAGGACAAUCAGAGGCAAAAACAAAGUUCAGACAUUCUGAAAUCCUUGGAGAAUGAGAGAAUAAGGAUGGAACAGCUGAUGGCAAUCACACAGGAGGAGACAGAGCAUCUGCGCAGGAGGGAAGUGGCCUCUGCCAUGCAACAAAUGCUGGCUGAGAGCUACAAGAACAAGCUCAUCCAAAUGACCUAUGAAUCUCGGCGGCAAGACCUUGUCAGCCAGGCCUGCUCCAGCCUGGCUGAGAUGGAUCAGAAGUUCCAGCAAAUCCUGGCUUGGCAACAGAUGGAUCAGAACAAAGCUGUUGGUCAGAUCUUGCAGCAGAGUGAGAUGCAGAAAGCUGCCUUUGAAGCUCUCCAAGUGAAGAAGGAUCUUAUGCACAGACAGAUCAGGAACCAGAUUAAAUUAAUAGAAACAGAGUUAUUGCAGCUGACACAGCUGGAGUUAAAGAGGCAAGAACUGGACACAGAGACGCUGCAGGGGGUGAUCAUGGAGCAACGCCAAGCACUUGGUUACCUGCUGCAGCAGCUGCUCAAAGAAAAGAAGCAAAGGGAAGAAGAAUUGCAACAAAUACUGUUGGAAAUGGAAGCAAAGAGUGAAACCAAACAGGAGAACUACUGGCUGAUCCAGUACCAGCGCCUGCUGAACCAGAAGCCGCUCUCCCUGAAACUCCAGGAGGAGGGCUUGGAGAAGCAGCUGGUGAACCUUUUAAUCGAGCUGUCAGCUGAACAGUAUGUGCCUGUCUUUGCACACCAUCGAAUUUCCUUGGAAGUGCUCAGCACCAUGACUGCCAGUGACCUGGAAAAGAUGGGCAUUGCAGAGACUGGCCUGCAGCGUGCCAUCCUCAAACGGGCGCAGGAGAUCCUGGCUGUGGCAAAGACAAUCCCAGAGCUGCUGAGGACGGUGGACGCCGAGGUCCCUGCAGCCACACAACCCAGUGCCCCUGAGGAGGAGGCCCCGAGUUCUGUGGUCCCCACUGCUCCCCUGCUGCAGUGGGAUGAGAAGAAGUCAGAGUGCGUUGUCUGCAUGGAGCAGGAGGCCCAGAUGAUUUUCCUGCCUUGUGGCCAUGUGUGCUGCUGCCAGACCUGCUGCAAACAGCUACAGAGCUGUCCUCUGUGCCGCGGGGACAUCACACAGCGCGUCCGCAUCUUCUACAGCAGCUAGGCAGGCUGGAGGGAGGCAUGGCUGCCCAGCACUGCCCUCAUCACUCCGUCCCAGGGCAGGGCUCCUCUAUCAGUAUUAAAUAUGCUCUCACAGCAUGACCAGCGCUGCCCUCUCCCUGCACACGGCUCUGGCUGGCUGCAGGCUGCACCCAGGGCUCUCAGCAGCCCUCCACCUUCCUGGUGGCUUUCCAGCCUUUGGCUUGGGUUCUUCAUCUGCAUCCACCACCCAGCUUGUUUGCCCAGCCUGGGAGCACUGGGUGAUGGCGUUGGGUAUACUGGUGCUCCUUCUCUCUGGCUGUAUAUUUGCCAUUGGAAUUGCCUGUUGCUCAGCAGGGUCGCAGUUAGAGCCAUUGCUUCUGAAGCCACUGGACCCUGCAGCUGCUGUAUCAUGGCCAUGGCAUUUGCCAUUCUUCUGCUGUGGUGAAUUCUCCACCAGGAGAGGCACCCUGCCUUGUUAACGCUCUGGGAGGCUGAGAGUGCUUUGCUCGUGUGUUGUUGCCAUAGGCAAGACUUGUGCUCUUGCAAUCAGUGGCAGCAUGGCUGGGGGCUGCAGCAGGAGGCAGGGCAGAGCGAGGUGCUUCCCAUCCCUCACUGUCAAUCCCACUGAAGAGCAGCAUCUGCAGCAGCCUCACAACCAGCGCUCGAGGGACAGCUCUGACUAGAAGACAUUCCUCGUUGAGACGUGCUGUGUGGGGGAAAUGUUCCUGCCACAGAGUUCCAGCUCUUCCUUGUGUACGUGUGUUGGCAUCUGUGUUGUUCCCCAUUGUCAUUAAUAAGUAACGAUCCCGGUGGGGCUUUUAGUCUCUUGACCUCAAGUGUAAAACACAGAGAUAAGUCUGGUCCUGCUGCAGCCCUUUCCCCCAGGAGAAACUAUUAAAUACAGCUGGUUUCGGCUGGUUGUUCGA
This is a messenger RNA of Tympanuchus pallidicinctus (lesser prairie-chicken), 3376 nucleotides long. RefSeq names its product leucine rich repeat and sterile alpha motif containing 1 (gene LRSAM1). The transcript is spliced from 26 exons. NCBI's taxonomy places the organism in Eukaryota, Metazoa, Chordata, Aves, Galliformes, Phasianidae. Gene Ontology annotation, biological process: protein ubiquitination. The record is from RefSeq and is a predicted model, not a curated record. Gene Ontology annotation, molecular function: protein binding; ubiquitin-protein transferase activity. The coding region runs from base 289 to 2472 and encodes 727 amino acids.